Messenger RNA from Zalophus californianus (California sea lion), 2410 nucleotides. It is a transcript of the gene ZNRF2, whose product is annotated as zinc and ring finger 2. NCBI's taxonomy places the organism in Eukaryota, Metazoa, Chordata, Mammalia, Carnivora, Otariidae. The transcript is spliced from 5 exons. The record is from RefSeq and is a predicted model, not a curated record. Bases 688 to 1404 code for a protein of 238 amino acids.
UGGGCACCCCCACCUUCGUGGCCCAGAACCUCCCCCCUCGCCCCUCCUUCGCAGGGGGGAGUGGGGCGACGGUUGCCGGGAAGCGCGCGCCGCCCCUCCCUCCCCUCCUCCAUCCUCUCCUCACGCGCCACCCGUUUUUCCUCUUUCUCCGUUAAUAACAGCUGGGUGGCUGUGGGAGGAGGGAAGGUGGCCCCGGCGGAGUCUGGGCGGGCGCCUCCCACUCACCCGCGAGCCGCCGUGUGAGCGGGAGGAUGGCGGCGGUAGCUGCGGCCGCCCGGGAGGAGGCGGUACCGAGGCCCGGGGCGCAGAGAGCGGCGACGACGGCAGAGAGCGGUAGCGACCCGUCGCGGCGCACCAGAAUCGAAACCAGCGGCAGCCGCACAGCCACCUGAGCCGCCCCUCCCGCCGGAGCUAGCGAGAGGCGUCCGCCGCAGCCCGACCUCCUUCCUCUUCUCUCCUCGUUUCCCGCGACUUCCCGCAGGCCGCCGGUCUCGCCCGCCGCCCCCGAACACAAGAGCGCGCCGGGCGCUGACCGCCCUUCGGGGCGCCGGGCGGCGGCCCUGGACGUGCGGGCUUCCCCUUGCGCCGGCCGCGGCGCUUCGGCCCUGCCUGCUCGCUCCUGCGCUCGCUCCCGCCCUCCCGGCGCUCGGGGCGCCGCGCGCGGGCCCGGCCCGGGGCAGGGCGGCCAUGGGCGCCAAGCAGAGCGGCCCGGCCGCUGCUAACGGCCGCACCCGUGCCUACUCGGGCUCGGAUCUACCUUCCAGCAGCAGCGGAGGGACCAAUGGGACCGCGGGCGGCGGCAGCGGCACGGGGGCGCGGGCCGCGGCCGCGGGGAGGUUUCCGGCUCAGGUGCCCGGCGCGCACCAGCCCACCGCCUCCGGCGGCGCCGCGUCGGCCUCGGCGGCUCCGCGCAGUCGCUCCCUCGGCGGGGCCGUGGGGAGCGUGGCGUCGGCGGCCCGCGCGGCGCAGUCCUCCUUCAGCAUCCCCAACAGCAGCAGCGGCCCGUACGGCUCGCAGGACUCGGUGCACAGCAGCCCCGAGGACGGCGGCGGCAGCAGAGACCGGCCGGCGGGCGGGGGCUCCGGCGGCCCGCGCCUGGUGAUCGGCUCCUUACCAGCUCACCUCUCGCCGCACAUGUUUGGAGGAUUUAAGUGCCCCGUAUGCUCAAAAUUUGUACCUUCAGAUGAAAUGGAUUUGCAUCUUGUGAUGUGUUUAACAAAGCCAAGAAUAACCUAUAAUGAGGAUGUACUGAGUAAAGAUGCUGGGGAAUGUGCAAUAUGCCUUGAAGAAUUGCAGCAGGGAGAUACUAUAGCACGACUGCCUUGUCUAUGCAUAUAUCAUAAAGGCUGCAUAGAUGAAUGGUUUGAAGUAAAUAGAUCUUGCCCUGAGCACCCUUCAGAUUAAGCAUCAGCUUCCUGUUUUAUAGGUUUUCUUGUCUUUCCAAGAUGCUUGAAAAACUGAGAGGAUAUGAGGAUCUGUCUCUGGAAAAAGAAAAACAAAACUGCAGGCAUAUUCAGCCAGAAAUCUGAGUUCUGUGAGCCUUGGUAAUGCAGAGAUGGACAAUCAUACAGGGGAAUAACCCUGCUGAAGAGAGGACAGUUGCCACAGAACUCAGUGUACCAAACAUGCAUAUAAAGGACACACAGGGAUUUUGAAAAUGCUGCACAUCCCUUAAUAGUCAUCUACAUAGGUAACACUGAUAAACAUUUUGUAUUCAGACGCCAAAGUUAACUGAUUUAGAAGUUGAUUUUAUUAAGUUCUGUAGAGCCGCGCAACUAGUUGUGUUUUGACUUGUUUUUUGGUUGGGGGUCACUUUAUUUUCCCCAACACGAUGUUUCUGCAUUCAUCUAAAACUGAAGACCACAUAAUGUACUUCUUAUAAAUUAAAGUCUUAAAUGUGAAACCAAGAAAUGUAAUCAAGCAGUAAAACAUUGUCUGAAUGUAGACCAUGAUCUCAAGUUCUUCUAUUUUUUUCCCCCAAGAGUGGAAAAUAGACUUAUACAUAGGAGAGCUAAAGUAUGUUAAUAUUUGAAAUGAAAAGUGUAACAGUACCAGAAUGCAGUCCAAAGAGUAAAUCAAGUUACAUAAUUACAUUUUGAUGAACUAAAUCGAAUUGCGAUUUAUUAAAUGUAUUAUUUCCUCUUAAGUAAAACUGCUCAGUAAUCAGUAAUGAAUCAUCUUGCAGCUAUGCAACUUUUAAAAAAAAAAUACAAAUUACGAAUUUUAAGUGCUGCCAGCUAUAAUAACUUUGUUUUAACGGGUAUUUUUAUUUGUUCUUUUCAUGUAAUUAUUUUAUUGUGCUUUGCAUCUCCAGAAAGUUUUCCCACAUUUGGGUAGAAUGUUUAGCAGGUUGUAAACUUAGUAACUUAUGAAAAGGGUAAAAUAAAAUUUUCUUGCAUGGAACUUGGAA